UGCUUUUUGUACUGAGUUAUAUAAAAUGUUGACUUGACUUAACUUUGACUUUGGAGAACAGACAAAUAUAGUUAUACUUUACUCAUGUUUUGACGCAUUUAUCUGUGAUUAUUUUAUCAGUCUACUUAGUCUCACGAUGGACAGGAAACAAUGUUGCGUGAGUCUGUCGGUCCAGCCAUCCAGAGGACAAAUGGAUGAGAAGUUCAUUGUCCUCAUCCAGAAUGCCCCACCUGGUUUCAAGCUGACCGUCCACGCUUUCCACCAGUGUGAAGAUAGAAUCAAAUGGGAGGCGUUUGGUCACUACAUUUCUGAUGCCACUGGGACUGUGAACGUUUCAGAGGAUCUCAGUCUGGGGGGGACAUAUUCGGGGGUUGAACCAAUGGGUCUAUUGUGGAGCCUCAUACCAGUUCCAGGCAGCAAACCUGGACUCAGGAUGAGGAAGUUGAACGUCCAGACUCCCAUGGAGGUCACAAUCUCAGUGUACCAGGGUCACCAGACUGAGGGGUUUGUGGAUCUAGUGUCGCUGGCGUCUGUGUUGGUGGAGCGCUGGCACAUGGCGCCUGGCAUCCGCAGGAUCCCAAUCACAGAGGAUGGACUAUCUGCAACUCUUUUUCUGCCCCCAGGACCUGGACCUUUCCCUGGAAUCUUGGACCUGUGGGGGGGUGGAGGGAAGUUAGUGGAGUACCGUUCAGCACUGUUGGCCUGCCAUGGCUUUGCCUCCCUUGCUCUUGACUACCUGACAAAUAAAGUCACCAUUGAAACUGGGAAUUUCGUGGACAACAAGUACUUUGAGACGGCCUACAAUGUCCUGCAGCAGCAUCCUCAGGUCCUUGGCAGCAGGAUCGCCAUGGUGGGACUUUCCUUAGGCUGCGCUAUCACCUUCAAAAUGGCUAUUUAUUCUGAUGUUUUUAAGCUCAGUUGUGCGGUUUGUAUCAGUGGGAGUCAUGUGCAGCCAGUUGGUGGAUCUUUGGAGCACAUUAUGGAUUUUUUUAAGGAAAACGCUUGGAAGACUCGUUUCAGUGAGGAGAACGAGACGAUCGUGCGAGACCUGCUGCUGCCCAUUACCAACGACACCUCAUUCAAAGCAGACGUGGGUCGUCUCCAGUGUCCUCUGUUGCUGGUUGUAGGUGAGGAUGAUCAGAACUGGCCAGCCUACGAGUCUGCGAUGGACAUCAAGGAGAUGAUGGAGGGAGCAGGGAACAGCCACCUGCUGACUGUCCUGUCUUACCCAAACACUGGUCACCUUAUAGAACCUCCAUUCACGCCGCACACCAGAGCCAGCAACUUCAUGUCAGCCGCCUCACAUAAGUCAACAUACUUGUGGGGCGGAGAGAAGGUGGCCCACUCUCAUGCUCAGGAGGACGCCUGGAGAAAGAUGCUGCUCUUUCUGAAGGAGAAUCUGUAUGCUGGCAGAAACCCUGUUCUUACCUCUUUUUCCCACCUUUGAUGAAGUUGAUAUCAGUACAAAAGAUGAAUAACCUUUAGAAAAAACACUCAAGCACAUUGUCAGGAAUGCUGAUACAGCUGCUUAACCCCUUGUAGAUAAUGUCACAAAUUUGCCUCAAACCCCAUUCCGGUCUUAAAGCCGCCAAGAUGAGGUGAUGGAACAGCAAUGAUUGUACAGAAACAUAUGUUGUUAUUCAAUUCAAUCAAAAGCAGCAUCAAUAUAAUAAUCUACAUACCAGCCUAAUGUCGCUAAUUUGCCUCAUACCAAAAUGUAUAUCUAUUGUAUAUGUUAUAUUGAAAAUAACAAUCUCGACUUAAAUUAGCAUCUGUAUGACAGCCCAAAACACAAAUAGUAUUUUUUUUUAUAUAAUUGGAAAUUGAUUCAGGCAAUAAGGGGUUAAUCAUUAAUAUCUCAUCAGCCAGACAGCAGCCUGAUGCAUAAAAUCAUUCACCUAGAGGUCAGAUAUCUUUACUUAAUGUUCACAUCAUCACAUUGUUAAUUCAUAUGUGUUAAAACCAGAGCACAUGUUGAUUUGCAUAGCACAGUCAGAAAUAAUCAAGUGAAGACAUAUGCUCAUUGAUAGCAUGAACGCCAUGUCGUGUGAAAGAUGCACCACAACACUGGUAGCUGCAAUUUUCCCAUCUUCACAUAACAUCUGAGAAAGUAACAUAUCCUGAUCUCAUUGUCAAGAUGGCUGGCCACUGGGGAGUAAUGGGCUUAAAGCUUAAUUUGUCUGUUAUGAUUUACCAAUGUAUGUUUUUCCUGCUUCAGAUGUUUCUGAUAAUUUCAUUUAAGAAAUGUCACAGUUUUUGGUUGAUUAAUAACUACAGAAUACAUUUGCUGCACAGUCAUUACAUUAAUUAAAUGAUAAAAUAACCACUGCAAGUCUCAACAGCAUCUUACUUAUUCCUGUAAACCUGCAUAAACUAUUUGUUCUUCACCUGCCAGAACCCUCAUCUCCCCAACAAAUCUUUGCUUUAUUAUUCUUUUGUCAUCAUUGCUGUACAAUUUGUGUGAGUUUAUUUUUCUUCUCAAAAAUAAGAGCAAAAAAGAUUUGA
This is a messenger RNA of Platichthys flesus (European flounder), 2505 nucleotides long. RefSeq names its product peroxisomal succinyl-coenzyme A thioesterase-like. NCBI's taxonomy places the organism in Eukaryota, Metazoa, Chordata, Actinopteri, Pleuronectiformes, Pleuronectidae. Gene Ontology annotation, biological process: fatty acid metabolic process; acyl-CoA metabolic process. Gene Ontology annotation, molecular function: fatty acyl-CoA hydrolase activity. The transcript is spliced from 10 exons. The record is from RefSeq and is a predicted model, not a curated record. The coding region runs from base 137 to 1447 and encodes 436 amino acids.